Messenger RNA from Strongylocentrotus purpuratus (purple sea urchin), 2558 nucleotides. RefSeq names its product lengsin. NCBI's taxonomy places the organism in Eukaryota, Metazoa, Echinodermata, Echinoidea, Camarodonta, Strongylocentrotidae. The record is from RefSeq and is a predicted model, not a curated record. The transcript has 2 exons. Gene Ontology annotation, molecular function: glutamine synthetase activity. Gene Ontology annotation, cellular component: cytoplasm; membrane. The coding region runs from base 491 to 1837 and encodes 448 amino acids.
UAAACGCGUGUGUUGCACCCACCCCCUACCCCUCUCUCUAUCUCUCUCUCUCUCUCCCCUCUCUCUCCCUCAAGCCAUCCAGGGUCAAGGAUUCGGUGCAUUGCUGCCAACCCAUUAAUGGCCUCCAAUAUUGACUUCGAACCUGAUCAUGGGCACAGUGGACCCUGCACUGUUAUGCUACUGCGCACUAUAUUUAGACGGUGAUCACACAGUAUACGUAUAGUUAACGACAAUAUUCCGAAAGAUUUCGUCGGGUUGAAGUUCAAUUUUGAAGCAUAAUAUGUGCAGCAUCUUACGAUUUUUGUCUUCAUGCAUGCAUGCACAUCGGCUGCUUCCGAGGAUUGAUUUCCGUUGAUUAUUUCAGCUACAAAGCGAUCUUAGUAUAUCUCUACUGCUUUACCAGGGAACGAGUAACAAGUGGUGUCCAGACAGUCGAGGUAUAGCCUAACUCAUUUGCUUUUCAAGAUUUUGGAGUCUACAAAGCCGCAACAUGGAGCUCAUAAAGAAACGUCUACAGGAUAAUGACAUUACCUCGGUUCGUUUCGAACAAUCUGACAUGUAUGGGAUCCCACACUGCAGAUCCAUUCCAACCAGGCAUUUCGAAAGGAUGGCAACGAAGGGAGUUAACAUCUCCAUGGGUUUUAUGGCUUUCGACCCCAAGGGCCAAGUCGCCAAGAACACUGGAUAUGGGGAGGAGAUUCACAACGCUGAUUGCCUCGCCUUUCCAGACCUGGAUACCUUUCAGAUCUUGCCUUGGUGUACGAAGACGGCUAGGGUCUUGAUAGAAGGGGUUUACAAUGGUGAGAAGGUGGCUGUCUACCCAAGGGUUGUGGCUAGACGACAGUUAGAAAGGCUGGAGAAACACGGGUUGUCGCUUUGGUCGGCGCACGAGCACGAGUUCUUUGUGGUCAAAGAAGACACCCUGAAACCGUUGCAUGAUCAGACAAAUGCCAUUGCGGUUAUUCCCAUGGCCGCGUACGAGUCGUUUUUCCAGCAGAUACUCAAUGACCUACCUCAGGCUGGUGUUGACGUUGAAUGCUACGGUGUUGAAUCCGGGCAGGGACAACUGGAAAUCACCUACCGCCCAGAGUUUGGGAUCAAAGCUGCCGACACUGCUCACACGUACAAGCUGGGUAUCAAGGAGAUUGCAGUGAAGCACGGAUUAGUGGCAACGUUCAUGUCAAAACCAUGGCCGGACGUAGCUGGUAGUUCAGCACAUUUCUGCCACUCGCUCUGGGACGUUGACGGGAAGGUGUCCAAGCUCUAUGAUGCUGGAAGCCCGACUGGGUUGUCGGAGAUUGGGCAACACUGGGUGGCUGGACUCCUUGCUCACGCCCGAGCCAUAGCCGUGCUGAUGGCACCAACAACCAACUGCCUCAAGAGAUUCAAGCGGCAUUCUUUUGCUCCUUGGAACGCCACAUGGGGUCCCGACAACCGAACCUGCGCCAUCCGCGUCAAGGCAAACGGCAAAACUGGCACAUACGUCGAGAACCGGAUGGGAGCCAGUGCAUGCAGUCCUUACAUCAGCAUGGCUGCGACUAUUGCAGCAGGUUUAGACGGUAUCAUCAACAAACUCCCGCUUCCAGAAGGCAUCGAUGGAGCAGGGGAUGCAUACGAGGAGGAAUACAUCCCACACGGAACACAGACGCUACCGGACAACAUGGAAGAAGCCAUUGAUGCCUUGCUCUCUGACGAUGCUAUCACUGCGGCCCUUGGACCAGAGUUUAUCAAGUGCUUCGUUGCUACUAAAAGGCAUGAAGUGAAACUAGAAAAGGAGGCCAUUUCAAAAGGAACAGUUGAGGAGUGGGAGAGAGAUUACCUCUUUUUCAUUAUGUAAGAAGAGUGUCCAGUCGGUCUUUUGAACCAAUACCCUUUUAAAGUUAGAUUAUGUGUAUCCUUUAAAAGCAAGUUAGACGACAAUUCUUAGUAUCCUUUAUCAUAUAGUUUUAGUGUGUACUGUCAAUCAAAGGGAUAUUGCUGUUUUUCUCAGCAAUCGUAUUUUACAUGUAUUAUACAGCUCAAAUCAUUUGGUUUGAAUUUCAAUGUCAUAUAGUUUGCUGGGGCGUAACGUGGUAAUCUCAGGUCAGUACUACCUCGACUACUUACAUGUUAACAGACUUUCAAACGGUACCGUCAGAUGAUAAAACUAACGAUGCCAAUAAUAAUAUAGGUUUUCUCGGCCAAUUUCGCACUUCAUUAAAUUUAGCGCAAACACCAUUUUCGGUUGGGACUGUCAUUCAAAAAUGCACUUCAAUCAUUCAGUUUAGAGUAUCGGACAAGGAAUUUCGCACUUUUAUCAUUUUUAUUCAUUCCGUCUAGUGCGUGUGUCAAGAUUCAUUCGAAUCCAUUGGCACUUGCCAGAAGGUGAUAUCGGGCAUUCAAAUUCGCGAAUGGGCAGUCAAUUUGGCAACAUGUUCAUUUAAAGUAACAUGUAUAUUGUUUAUGUAGGCCCUAUCUAUUUGUUCUUCUUUAGUUCCCUAGAAAUGAACUGAUAUUGAUUUAUCCCGUUCCAUUUGCAUUGUUGAUACCAGACGCAUUUUAAUCAUUGAUUAAAAAAA